Messenger RNA from Lingula anatina, 573 nucleotides. Its product is annotated as aromatic-L-amino-acid decarboxylase-like. The record is from RefSeq and is a predicted model, not a curated record. NCBI's taxonomy places the organism in Eukaryota, Metazoa, Brachiopoda, Lingulata, Lingulida, Lingulidae.
GUUAAAAGACAGCAGCAAACUAGUUAAUACAUUCAAUGUGGACUCUGCACUUCUGAUGCAUCAUGAUGGCGAGGGGAAGAUUACAGACUACAGGCAUUGGCAGAUUCCUCUGGCUCGAAGAUUCCGCUCCUUAAAGCUGUGGUUUGUUCUCAGGUUACAUGGUGUAAAUGGACUACAAGAGUACAUCAGACAGCAUGUGAAACUUGCACACGAGUUUGAGACACUAGUCCUGACAGAUAGAAGAUUUGAAAUUGUUGGCCAAGUUGUCCUUGGAUUGGUGUGUUUUAGACUCAAGGACUCCAAUGCAGUUAAUGAACAGCUACUACAAAGAAUUAUUCAAGAUGGCCGGAUACAUCUGGUUCCGUCUAAAAUAGGGAAUACUUAUUUCCUACGCUUUGUUGUGUGCUCUCCGGAUGCAGGGUCAAAGAACGUGCAGUUUGCUUGGGCUGUAAUUACAGAGCUAGCCACCGAUUUGUUGACAGGUAAAAAGUAUUGACAAGUUCUAUGAAGAGACAAACAAAAAGGUGGUCCAUCAAGGCGCUAUUCAGACUUUACCUGUGUUUUGGUGCUAUG